GAGACUGUAGCCGUAGUCUGCUCCGGAGCUGCUGGAUGCUCCGUGAUGGAUGGGGAGUGACAGAUCGGGGUUAGCCGCCAGGGGAGUCCAUUUUCUUCCAGCACACAGGAGAAAGCUGAGGAGGUGGUAAGACAGUGGACGCAGGAGGAGGAAGGGGACGAGAAACAGAGCGAUUUCCACUCCUCCUCUCUCUCUCUAUCUCCCUCUCUCUCUACUCCUAGUGGGCUCUACCCGGACUGCACCGCAUUGACGCUGCUGCUGCUACUGCUGCUGCCAGCCCCGACCCAACCCACUAAACUAACGCACUGACAUACACAGAGAGAAUCGCUCUUUUUUUUUUUUUUUUUUUUUGAUGCUGUUGCGCACAGCUGGAACUUGGAUGCUGUGCGGAUUGUGUUCAUGGAUAUGCAGCAUUUCCCUCUCUCCUUCUCUUUGCUUCUUUCUCUCUGGAUCCGGACUCUGAUUCGCUGUCCUGCUCGGUAAUGCCAAGACUUUGGAAACGGGAGUGACUCGCACAGGAGGAGGUGGUGGAGGAGGAGGAGGUGGAGGAGGAGGCGGUGAUUUGGAGAUUGCUGCAUAGUGCACGACAAGAAAUUUGGGAUAUAACUUACAAGUUUGCAGAGCUUUGCAUCAUGAAUGUAUGGCUGUCUACUUAAGACCGUGAGCCCCCCCCCCCUAACCUCCCUGUGCUGUCUCCAACAUGGGUGUUGACUGAACACUGGAGGAGUGUCCCCGCGCUGCCACAGAGGUAAGAGGAUGCACUUGUGAGGAUUAAAAACUGCGCCCAAUAAUUCCUGGACCAUGCAGAUUCUGCCGCCUAGGGCGUUAUUCGUGUUGUUAGCCAAUGCGCAUGUGUUAGUAUCUGUAAGAAAUGAUGGAGAUGUACGAACUCAUGAGGACAGUGCCCGGACUUUCCAUGGGUCACUCCGGGAGAGUCAUCAAAACAAAGCCCGGGACCGUGCGCUCUCGCCGGGGUACGCCACAGGUGCGUCUUCGGCGGAGCUUCAGGCGCAGCGGGCAAUUAUCAGAGGGACCCUUAACUCCACUCACCCAUGGAAAAGGGUAAUUGCAGAAGAAACGUGGCGAAUCGGUCACAACAAACGAGACUUCAGUAGGACUGUGACACCCAUGGUGGAUCCCAACGCUGUCUCACAUUGGGGCCCGACGCGCCACCACAAUAAGAGGAUAAAGUUGAAUGGCGGUUUUAGUAGUACGGGGACGCCAGCAGGUGGACACUACAAUGCGGCUAAGCCCUCUUCAAUGGGACGGGGAGACGGAGGAGGGGGACCCGAGGAGGGCGACAGGCACAAGAGAGGCACAAAAGACGAGCAGAAGAAAGCGUCGAAGAGGGGGAGAAACCGGCUGAACAAAAGCUCUGUGGUUUUGGCUCAGACUCACGCGUCGCCGUGGGAACCCAUCCCCAAGCCGGUGGCCCUCACCUCCACCGACCUACCCUUUGACCUCUUCACCAGGAGGACCGAGUUCUUCACUUUCAGAGAGGAGAACCCCUGGGACGCCACUCCGAUCACACCUCCCAGCUCGCAUGAUUUCGGGGACGAGAUCAAGAACCCCUUUUAUCCGGUGACAAGCGAGACCUAUGGCGCCUACGCGAUCACCUGCGUCUCCGGGGUUAUUUUCCUGGUGGGGAUAGCGGGAAACAUUGCCAUCCUGUGCAUCGUGUGCCAGAACUACUACAUGAAGAGCAUCUCCAACUCACUGCUGGCCAAUUUGGCUGUCUGGGAUUUUGUGCUCAUCUUCUUCUGCCUGCCCAUGGUGGUGUUUCAUGAACUGACAAAGUCCUGGCUGCUGGGCGAAUUCACCUGCAAAGUGGUGCCCUAUGUGGAGGUGGCCUCCCUUGGUGUGACCACCUUCACCCUGUGCGCUCUCUGCAUCGACCGCUUCCGUGCGGCCACCAAUGUCCAGAUGUACUACGAGAUGAUCGAGAACUGCACCUCCACUACAGCUAAACUAGCCGUCAUCUGGAUCGGUGCUCUCCUAUUGGCCCUCCCAGAGCUCCUCAUCAGACAGCUGGUGGCGGAGGACACAGGGAUCCCAGAUGAACCUCCUGUCGAGCGCUGCAUCAUCAGGAUAUCCACCUCGCUCCCUGACAUGCUCUACGUGCUGGGCUUGACCUACGAGGGCGCUCGGUUGUGGUGGUGCUUCGGCUGCUAUUUUUGCCUCCCCACCCUCUUCACCAUUGGGUGCUCUUUGGUGACGGCACGUAAGAUCCGGCGUGCGGAGCAAUCCAGCGUGCGCAGCAACAAGAAGCAGAUCCGGCUGGAGAGCCAGAUGAAUUGCACCGUCGUGGCUCUGGCAAUCGUCUACGGUGCAUGCGUGGUGCCUGAGAACAUCUGCAACAUCGUAUCUGCCUACAUGGCGGCUGGCGUCCCUGAGCACACCAUGUCUGUUCUCCAUCUUCUCUCCCAGCUUCUGCUCUUCUGUAGGGCCGCCGUGACGCCGGCGCUGCUGCUUCUCCUGUGUCGCCCGCUGGGCAGGGCCUUCCUGGACUGCUGCUGUUGCUGCUGCUGCUGUAACCAUGCUCCCUCCUCGGCCACUGCCAGUGACGAUAACGAACACGAGUGUACCACCGAGCUGGAGCUGUCGCCGUUCAGCACCAUCCGCAGGGAGCUGAGUAACUACACACCUGCCGGCUCCAACUGCUAAAAUGACAUUCCUCAUCAGGGAUGAUGCUUUCACUAGCCUGCUAUUUGCCUUUGGCUGGUGUUUCUCAGACUCGGCUAGGAGAGAUUUGCCUUACCUAGUCUAGUUACAUUUUUAAAUGGGUGCAUGAAUAAAAUGGGACGCUGAAUAAUCACAUUCAGCCGGUGUCCUACAUCCUCAACUUUCAUUUCUUACAAUAAUAAUGUGCAUUUACAUUAACUCUAUAACCCUCAUUUUCCAGGAAAACUAACAGAAAGCAAGUUCCUCUUUUCACUCAUGCCCUGGGGUGCUCUGAAAACAGGGUCAGUACAUAUUUUUAGCAAUCCUGCCUGAAACCUUUACAACUUACAAACCUCCCUGCUGUAGACCUUGUAUGCCUAAAUAUCUUUGGACAGUUGGCCUCUUAACCUGUCGGAGGUCUGGUUCCUCACACGAGGGCUGAAUCAGGUUAAUUUCUUUUAAUUACCUUGUCCUGAAGCAGAAAAACUGAGCAGAAACAAAAAAACAAACUGUUGUUUCCCACAGGCCUUGUGCUAUAAGCGACAGGGAAAGGUAGUAAUAUUUAUACUGUACAAUGUACAUAGGGAAAUGAUUGUACAGAAUAUGUCACAAAAGACAGUUUGUGGUAAUAAAUGGCCACCAUAAAUAAUAUUUAUGUAUGAGGAAGUCUGUACUGUAUAUCUUAAGGGAUAUAAUGCCAAUCACUUUCCAACUGUGUUGCUGUUAAAAUUAUGAGGACUCCUUAAUCAUAGAGUGCAACCUUGUAUAAUAACUCAGCAUCCAGCUAAACGUAUAGGCUGACACUGCCUAUUUAAAUACAGGACUCAGUUUACGGAUCAGCUGUAAAUGUACAGUUCAUAUAAUGCUGCAGACAUGGGAACAAGGCUUAUGUUAAUUAAACUAGCGCAGGGCGUCUCUGCAGUGAUAGCAAAACACAGAGAGGAGAAUCCAAAUGUACACACCAUUUACACUGUAUAUUGAAAAUGAUCCAGUUGACUCAUACAUUACUGGGCUGGUCUCAGAGAUACACAAACAUGGACGUGAGUGGAAUUUAAAAAAGGUUUGCGAUGGACUAAUUGAAAUCUAAUAAACGUUGAACGGAGCGGGAUCGAAUUAAACAACUGCAGAUUCAGUUGAAUGGAGUGAAUACGAAUAGAGCGGAAAGUAAUGGAACAUAACACCGUGGAAUAUCAUGUAAAGGGAUGAACUCAGCGUGGACUGGACUGAAAAUAAAUAUCUGCACUACACUGUUGUAUCAUGUUACGCCUUACACUUUGGGCUGUAUAUAUUCUGUACACUUUCUUUGGUGCUCUUAUGAUGGAUGCGCUGUAAACAACAAAUCAAUCGGUUCGACUUGGAAUCGCAAGUAAUUGAUCUGCUCUCUAUGUUUUUUGGUCAAGAAGACAGAUUACAGUUAUAUGUGACUAUGGAAUAUAAUACAAGACACAAUACAAUAAAAUAUAUAAUACAACGGUGAGGUAAAAGGAGACGAAAAUCAAUGCAGAGUUUCACUGAGCUGCUGUAGACACAAUUUAUCUCAUCUUUGAGUAUAAAUACUGCCUUUGUUGAGAGUGACACCUAAACUACAAGUAUGGUGGCACUUUGUUUUACAGUACAGUUAUUACUCAGUGCCAAUACUGCAUAAUUACAUUGUAAAUGUAUUGCUGUACUGUAAUCAUAAGGGAAAUUGUAUAUUUGUACCAUCAUUGCAAAGUUUAUACUAAGUAUAAAGUAGCUGUAUCAGUUUUCAAGUAAGUGUGUAAAUGAAACCACUCCAGUGAAAAGUGAUCGUCCAAUCAUAGCUCACCAACCAAAACUGGGAAGGUCUGUCAAGAUUUGGAUUUCUCAUUCCAAAGUGGUGUCAUAACAGAUGGGCUCCAGCAAGAGUGACACUAAAAAGAAACCGAGGAGACAACGUCAAAAGUGCUUCGCAGGGCAAAGUUAGCAGCUCUGCUCUUUGGAUAUUAGAUUUUGAGGAUUUACACUCCAGCAACCCCAGUUAUUGUUACCUGAGAUGCAAAAAAAUGUCUUAUGUUCAAUGUGAAAACAGAUGUUUUAAAAGUAUAAACAAAUAUGUAACACCUAAACAUAAUUAUGUUAGUCUACAAGAAAAUAAUGGUUCCAUUUUAACCCAACACAGUACAAGAACAUUCUUUAUAUACAUGUCCCCUAAAUGGAUCUUCAGUUGGUGAGAAUGCCUGUCCUUCAGCACAUUAAAACUAUGUAGCCAACAAAUGCAUACAUAAGACCCCUUUUACGGGAUUCUUGUUUUAACAGAGAGAAAGAUUGAAAGUCAGUCUUCCCAGCUGACUAAAACCAUUGGAAAUUAAUGAAUUACUGAAUUACUGAUUACUGGUAAAUUCAAAGUCGAUAUCUUGGUAUACCCAGAAUAGAAAGCAACAGUAACUAAGUUAUCAGUGGCUUCUUGACCAUUAACACCGUUUGCAGUUUAAUUACUUUAUUUUUUAAGAAGAACCAAUGAAAUGUUUUUCAGUGUAUAAAUUUACACGUGUACUUGUACUGUAAAUCUGUUUUCCUUAAUUCUACCAAUCAGACCUGGGUCAAAACAAGGUUUAAACCACGAUUACAACUUGUUGCAAAGCAGGUAAUUGAAGUACUAAAAACUGAACAGCCCAAACAUUUGGUACAUACACUAAUGUGACAAAGAUUUGUAGAGGGCUUCUGCGAAUGACCAAAUCGACUCUUAAAAGCCUUUAUAUUGUUUGCUAAACUCAAUUUCUUCAAAUAUUUCUAAGACGAUUGGUGGUAAACUGUGGAUGUGAUGACCCAGGUGUGAUGUUCAUUGGUAUACUGUAUAUUGCGAUGAAUCUUUUGCAUACGAUUCUGCACUGCCAAACACCUUCUCUCUUGUCUGUCUCUUGUGCUCUUGUGGUAGUAGCACACUAUCUCUGGGUGUCUCUCUUAGCGUGGAGGUCAGUUUGUCCUCAGCUCCAUCAAACAGGAAGAAGAAUAUUAUUGCAAAACAUAAAUCACAAAACAAAAAAAAGGUUUGACAGCAUCCAAGGCCAGUCAUACACAGAAAAUACUCAUUCACUAUAGUAAAAAAACUGUGGAUAAAGAGUAUUUCUUUUCCUGCCACGGAUCCCUUUGGCUGUAAUGAACUCCAGUUUAUGAGCUCCAAGAAAUCCAGGUGGAUGUAGCCUCUGGUUGGCACUGCCUGCAAACUAAUAGAGAAAAUGGGCAGGAGCGCAGCAGCACUGCAGCACAAUGCCCUGCAGCCUGUUUGACAACUCUUUUUAUUACCACCACUAUCAGGGUAUUGUGGGCUGAUGUGUAAACCUGUCCAGGGAGUUUAUAUGCCCUUGCACCAGCCCAUUUUCUACCAUUAAAUCACUUCAAGAACUUGGGAUGAACCCAGCUCAGUGAGUUCGGAUUCCCUGCCUGUUUUUUUGAUGGGACGUAUAAGCGUAAACUGACCUCCUGAAUCUGAAUUCUCUUUUUUCUGCAUAUUUCCAGGAGUAUAGCUCAUUCUAAAUGGCUCAGUGUGUAGUAACGUGGUUCAAACUAUUGAUGAAGUGAUUCUUGUAAAAUCAGUCAGUGAGACGUUUAUUCUGAGUUUCGUGAGUAUCCUCUUCACUCUGAGCAAGUUGUGUCUGUAUUUGAUACCUGAAAAUGUAAGCACACGACCACUGUUGUCUCUAAGUCUAGUCACUGGUUUCUAAAUAGCUUUUUAUAUAGCCAAAAAACUGUCCCUUUGUUUAUCAAAGAACUUUAUCUUGAAAACUGUAUAUUAAAAUCCUAAAUGUAUUA
Larimichthys crocea (large yellow croaker) is the source of this 6432-nucleotide messenger RNA. RefSeq names its product G protein-coupled receptor 37b (gene gpr37b). NCBI's taxonomy places the organism in Eukaryota, Metazoa, Chordata, Actinopteri, Sciaenidae. Gene Ontology annotation, molecular function: prosaposin receptor activity; G protein-coupled peptide receptor activity. The record is from RefSeq and is a predicted model, not a curated record. Gene Ontology annotation, cellular component: plasma membrane; signaling receptor complex. Bases 802 to 2664 code for a protein of 620 amino acids. The transcript is spliced from 2 exons. Gene Ontology annotation, biological process: adenylate cyclase-inhibiting G protein-coupled receptor signaling pathway; positive regulation of MAPK cascade.